UUCUUUUUCCACCGACGUUUGUUGAAUGUACUUCGUUUUGAAAAUCAGCUUUUAUUUAAGUCAUCCUAAAAUGUUUUUUAAUUUUAAUAAAAAAUAUAAAUAGUCAACAUUUAUGGGGAAAUAUCCAAGUAAAUAUGGAUGGUGAAGAAGUUUGUUCAAGCACGUUGACAAAAGUGUUAAACGAACAUGAAGAAAAAAAACUGGAGGAACAAAACCAGCGCUUGGUAAGCGACCAUAAAGCCGGCAUGCUGGAGAUUCAAGCAAAAAAGCAUUGGGAUUUGUUUUACAAACGCAACGAAACAAGAUUCUUUAAAGACCGUCACUGGACAACAAGGGAGUUUUGUGAACUUAUCAACGACAAUGUGGAUGAGAGAAAAACCGUUUUCGAAAUCGGAUGUGGGGUUGGGAACUUUAUUUUUCCGUUAAUCAAAGAUAAAAUCAAUUUGUUUGCCUUGGCAUGCGAUUUAUCACCAAGAGCUGUAGAAAUGGUGAAGUCAAACCCACUUUAUGAUGAAAAUCACAUACAUGCCUUUCAGGGAGAUAUUGUUUCAACGGAAAUCUUGGGACACGUGGAAUUGGAAAGCGUUGAUAUCGCAACUUUAAUUUUUGUACUCUCUGCCAUACACCCAGAUAAAUUUGUAAAAACUUUGCAAAAUAUUCAUUUGCUACUCAAAAAAGAUGGUAUCAUACUUUUCCGCGACUAUGGUCUGUAUGAUAUGGCACAAUUACGGUUCAAAGCUGGUCACAAGAUAUCUGAAAACUUUUAUAUGAGGCAGGAUGGUACCAGAAGUUUUUAUUUUUCUCUGGAUUACAUUAAAACAAUUUUUGAAGAGGCUGGCUUUGAGAUUAUUGAGAACUCCUACAUACACAGACGGACUAUUAAUAAAAAGGAGAAUAUUGAUGUGCCCAGAAUUUUUGUGCAAACCAAGGCUAAAAAAAAAUCUUGGGACAUUUAUGAGCAAUGCAGGAGUAUUCCUACACAAGUCCACAAGUGUAAUAGUGUAAUAACAAACACAGGAAGAACCAUUAAAUUGAAGGAGUGAUGCAAUAAAUAAUUGAACUAAAUCGUAAUUGGAAGUGGUCUUAACCUUCUUUAUCCCUUAGACAGCACCAUUCCAGAAAAUGUUCCACGGUAGCAAGUAAUAUAGAUUUAUUAAAAUAUCUUAAUUUCUUCAGAUCCGUAUUUAGCUACUAUUAGGCAAAAACUUUAUAUUGUUAAGGAAAGGGAAUUUCUAGAGGAAGUUAUGUCACUUUAAAACCUUGAAUAAAUAAUAUGUAUAUAGUUAGUUUUUUUUAUUCGAAAUUUGACGUUAAAAAUUUGGAAUUGGCAAUUAUUU
Brassicogethes aeneus is the source of this 1337-nucleotide messenger RNA. Lineage: Eukaryota; Metazoa; Arthropoda; Insecta; Coleoptera; Nitidulidae. The record is from the annotation of a GenBank genome assembly.